This is a messenger RNA of Plectropomus leopardus (leopard coralgrouper), 1276 nucleotides long. RefSeq names its product bMERB domain containing 1 (gene bmerb1). Gene Ontology annotation, biological process: negative regulation of microtubule depolymerization. Gene Ontology annotation, cellular component: microtubule cytoskeleton. The record is from RefSeq and is a predicted model, not a curated record. NCBI's taxonomy places the organism in Eukaryota, Metazoa, Chordata, Actinopteri, Perciformes, Serranidae.
AUCCACACUGGGACUUGAAAGCUUGAAUAAAGAUGCUCAACGUCUCGGGUCGCUGGAGCCUUGUCACCGGGUGAGUUAUUUGGCAGGACGCGCACACACACAAACAGGAGCCGGUAGAUUUAGCUGAGAGACUCAUCCUGGUUUUGGCGCGCGGGCACUCCAGCGACAUGGAACUGAAGAAAUCUAUUUCGGACACCGAGCGCGCGCUGAGGAGCUACGGCGCCGUGUCGGAGACGGCAUGGACAACGGACAAAGGUCAUUCAGAUGUGUCCAUGGCGGAGAGCACCAUGGCUCCAGAGGAGAUCGAGGUGGAAAUGGCUCGUAUCCAGCGCCUGCGAGAAGUCCUGGUACGCCGAGAGUCCGAGCUGCGCUUCAUGAUGGAUGACAUUCAGCUCUGCAAAGACAUCAUGAGUUUAAAGCAGGAGCUGAGACAGAUUGUCGCAGUACCAGAGAAAGAAAAGAACAAGAAGCACAGGCAGCGGGAAGAAGAGCUGAUCCUUAAGAUCCAUAAACUGGUGCAGAAGAGGGAUUUCCUGGUCGACGAUGCCGAGGUGGAGAGAUUAAGGGAGCGAGAGGAGGACAAGGAGAUGGCCGAGUUCCUCAGACUGAAGCUGAUGCCUCUGGAGAAGAAGCUCAAAGCCACACAAAAUCCUCCAAAACCCAAGAGACAAAUCCUGGAGCCGCCUCCCAACAAACCGUCCAUCACCAAGUCAGGGGUGGCCAUCAUCAAGGAUUGCUGCGGAGCCACCCAGUGUGCCGUCAUGUAACUGACACAGACCUCUUUAUGACCCCGUGUCCGAAACGACUCACUCACAUCACAUGACACGCCAUACAUCACUUCCUGUGACGCAGAGAACCACAGUUAGCCGUGUUUUCCCCUUAAAAAUGGUCAGGAAUCACAUUUUAACAUUAAUUUUCAGCAAAAAGUUUUCAGCCGAGCGUUUGGGAGCCGAUUUCUGAUCAGUUAUCUAGAGAAACUGUAAAAUAUGUAUAUGAAGUAAAGGGAACUGUAGAGUAAAUUGGAAAAAAACUCUGAAAAAUACGCCCAUUAUGUAACAUUCCUUUAAGAUGAUAAUCUAUAAUCAUAUGAUUGAAAACAGUGGAGGCAUUUACAGAACUACAAGCACAAUGUUUAGAAAGUGAAGAGUAAAUUUUUGGGUUCUCUGUCUGACAGGAAUAAAACAUCAGUUAUCGUCCCAUCAUCUUUGGCAGCGGGUAUUCAUUCUUCUACAUCAGCCCUUUAACAUCAACCAGUGAAUCUCUUUUACGUUCAGGA